Nilaparvata lugens (brown planthopper) is the source of this 3772-nucleotide messenger RNA. Its product is annotated as ubiquitin carboxyl-terminal hydrolase 3. The record is from RefSeq and is a predicted model, not a curated record. NCBI's taxonomy places the organism in Eukaryota, Metazoa, Arthropoda, Insecta, Hemiptera, Delphacidae. The transcript is spliced from 10 exons. The coding region runs from base 269 to 2152 and encodes 627 amino acids. Gene Ontology annotation, molecular function: zinc ion binding; cysteine-type deubiquitinase activity. Gene Ontology annotation, biological process: protein deubiquitination. Gene Ontology annotation, cellular component: cytoplasm.
ACAUUGCAAGAGAUUUGGAAGGCUUUAAAAAUGGCAGACUGAUCUGAUCUGCUGUUCUUCUGCGGGUUUGUCCUGCUGAAUUAUUGUAAAAAUAGGAUUCAAAAAUUACUUAAUUCUUUGCUUAUUUAUACUUUAGCUAAAUGUGUUAGUAAGUUGUGACAAAGCUAGGCUAUUGACUGUGAUUGUUUUUUUAUAAGUAUUCCAAAUUCAAUCAAUAAUUAAGAUUUCUUGGGUAGGUUGUACGCGAUAGCCUAGACUACAUUCAAACAUGGAAUGCCCACAUCUCAUCAACUGUGUAAAGUUACAAACUAACAAUUUGACUGAUAAAACAAACGCAACAAAGGAAUUGAUUUGCUCAGACUGUUCUACGGAUCGUAGCCCGUGGAUUUGCUUACAUUGCGGAAAAAUACACUGCGGCAGAUAUGUCAACGGUCAUGCCCUACAACAUUCCUCAAGUAUUACCUGUCACAAUGUCUGUAUGGACUGCGAGAGUUUGGCCGUAUUUUGUUAUGACUGUGACGAGUUUGUUGUGAAUGAUGUGGGCGGUGGAUUGGUUGAGCAGGCGAGACGGGUGGUGGCUGGGUGGCGGGGGGGCUUGGGGGCUCAGCACCCCCCCAAAUCCCCUCCGCCCACUGCGCGUACACGCACGCUCCGACCCAGGUCGCGGAAAAGGUCGCACUCGGCAGAUAGCGGCAGUGGGGGUUCGGAGAACAACCCCACCCCUACUCCUCCACACAAGAUGGCCAACAACUCACAGUCCUCGCCUAUAAAGAGUCCGAAAAAGGAGAAAAAAGUGGUUGGAUUGAGAAAUCUCGGCAAUACCUGUUUUAUGAAUGCUGUGCUACAGUCGCUCAGCAACAUCGAUGAAUUCUGUCUGUACUUCAAGCGGUUGCCUUCGCUGGACAGUGUGGUAAGAAGCAACAGUAAGAGCAACAGCAACAGCAACACGACAACAACACGGGCCAAGGUGUAUCACGGCCGUAGCAGCAGGAGUGUCAGUCAUCAGCUCAGUGACGAACUCAUGGCCGAAGAACUGAGAAAGGUGUUGAUCAACUUGAAGGAUCAGAGUGAUGAGUCAAAAACCAGUGCUAUUUCGCCUGAGAGCUUGUUCUUGGUGAUUUGGAAGGUGGUGCCACGAUUUCGAGGCUAUCAGCAGCAAGACGCCCAUGAAUUUCUUCUGUACAUGCUAAGUCGCGUUCACACGGAGCUUUUGCAUCUGCUGCCAGACUUGAAGAAUACACUGAAAGAUAACCUAUAUGUUUCGCUUGGCCACUCCAUUGUCACCAGUGUGUUUGGCGGCGUACUGCAGAGUGAGGUGCGAUGUCUCAACUGUAGCAUGGAGUCUAAGAUGAACGACCCGUUUUUGGAUCUCUCACUGGAGAUUCCCGAUAAAUACCUUCAGCAAAGGAAGGUGUCCUCCUCUCACAAGGAUAAGGAUAAAGACGAACCCACGCCGCCUGAUGAACCACACAAACCCCCUCCUUGCCAUAUUUUCGAUUGUCUAACAAAUUUCACAGAAGUUGAGGAAUUCGCUGAGUCGGAACUUUACUACUGCAACAAUUGCAAGGGGAAGCAGAGGUCAACAAAACGCUUCUGGAUCAGACGGCUGCCCAAUGUUCUUUGUCUGCACUUCAAACGAUUCCGUUGGAACCACACAUUCUACACAAAAGUGGACACGAGCAUAAGUUUCCCGGUCACCUCACUGGACAUGUCCAAGUUUGUUCUGUCUGAUGGACCGGUCAUGCCGGACCGGACUUUGCCAGCUGAUGGCAAACAAAGUCUGUCCAACAAUAUGACAGCGGACAUGGUCCCUGAUGGUCCAGAGUCUGACGGUCCCGCAUCGGAUCGGAAACUGUCUGACAGUCUUGCAUCAGAUGGGAAACUGACUGAUGAUCCGGAAAAAUUGUCUGAUGGCCCAGAAAAUGUGUCCGGUGGUUCGAAUCUGUACGAUUUGGCCGCAGUUAUCGUCCAUCAUGGGUCCGGCGCCGGAUCGGGUCAUUAUACUGCAUUUGCAUUGAAUGACGGCCAGUGGUUUCACUUCAAUGACAGUUCUGUUCGUCCCACACAGCCGGACAUAGUGGCCAAAUGCAAGCCCUACAUUAUGUUUUAUAUAAGGCGCGAGUUUCGAUUACCAGUUGUGGCCAGUUCAUGAUGAUGAAACUUCAAGGCAUGUUCACAUUGGUUGCUUUUCUACAAGAGUUAGGAAAGUUACAUUCUUUGCAACUACGUUCUAUAUGAGGCAUGAGUUAUGGCUACCGGUUAUAUUGAAUACAAGGAUUGUUCAGAAAAUAAUUGGUUGCUGUUCUACAAGGGCCGGUUUAGAAGAGUUGAGAAACUGACACUCUUUGCAAUUAUGUUCUAUAUCAGGCAUGAGUUUACCGGUUAUAUUGAAUACCAGGAUUGUUCAGAAUCAGUUGUUCAAGAAAUUAAUGUUUGUUCAAAUUAUUUUUCUAACAAUGUACAUUACAAGUGAGAUGGUGCAACAGGCUUAUUCCAAAAACAGCUUCAAUCUCGAAUUAAAUGAGCCUAAUGCUAUCUAUAGACAAGAGGUUAUGGUUUUAGGUUCACAAGUGUCAUCCAAGAAAAGCCAGUAAAGUGGCAAUGUUAUUUACAAGAGUUAUUUAAAAAUAUAUUGAUGCCAAAAGAUUCCAAUUUUUAAUUGCUCUACAAGGGUUGUUCGAAAAGUAAUGGAUUGUUGUUUUACAAGAAGGGCGUUUCAUAAAGUGACAAUGCCAUUGUUAACUGUAAUUUUCGCAUUGUAUGUUGAAAAAUAAGCUGAAAAAAGAAGGGACAAAGAAGAACUAGGGGAAAAGUUAUAGGAAGGAGAAGCAAGAAGAUUUUGGGACAGAAGAAGUAGAAAACUGAGAGAAGGAAUAAGUGACAUGAUUUAGAAAUUGUUGUACAUGUACUUUUCUUCUAUAUUAUUAAACUGACUUUGAACUUUUGUCUAGAACUUUUAGAGGUCUUAUAAUAACUAAAUGUUUUAUUACUAUCGUAUUUCAUAAAACUUUUAAAGUGAAAAACAUUCACAUUCUUUGAUGUGGCGACGUCCGUUUCGUGCUGGUAUUUUCAAUCCAAACAGAAGUAUUUAACUGAAGUAUUUUAAGGUUAUCAGCAAUAGCCCAGUUUCUGUUUGGCUUGAAAAUGUGCGAUACCAGCACGAAACGGACGUCGCCACAUCAAAGAAUGUGAAUGUUUUUCACUUUAAAGUUUUUUUGAAAUACGAUAGUAAUAAUAAUAGUGAAAACAAGAUGGAUAACCAACACUAAAUAUUUUACUUUGAAAAAGUAGAUUAUUUGCAAGAUUUCAUAAUAUUAUUUGAUCAUUAGACUUGAGUGAGAUUCACUUUGAUCUUAUAAAUAACAUCAAUUCAUGCUGACAGUUGAAAGUGAAUUUAUUUCACUAUAAAACAUGUAUUCUUGUAGAAUUGUAAAACCUAUUGGAAUGUUCUCUCAGAUUCACUUUACACUGUCAUCAUUAUUUGAAUAUAAAGUAUUGAUGUAUUUUGCAAGGAAUGCUGUCGGUUUAAAAUCUUAACAGUACUGCCUCUUAUUGACUUGUUAUAUAAGGUAUUAUUUAUCGACCGGUGUAUUAUUUAUCUAAAUUAUAGUGAUAGAAAAACGGGGUUUAUCAUGUUGAAAUAACUGGUAUUAGGCUACAGUAAGAUUGACUAAAAUCUGUCAGCAUUGUUUGAAUGGAAAGCGUGAAUGUUAUUCAUAAGGAUUUAUGACAAUUUAAAUUGAAUCCCAAUGUGUUAUAUCAAUACAAUGCU